UCCCCCGCUCUUUUGGCCUCUCCACCUCUCUCCUUGAAGAGAAUGCAUAUUCUCUCGCCCCACUCUCUCCCGCCGGAUAUCUAACGAGCAUCACCGCCAAUCCAGUUACGUAUACGCGUGCUUUCAUCAUCACUACCCUCUGCCAUGGGCCUCCAGUCGCGUCGUGAGUCUCUAUCCUCACCCCACGUAGCCUGCAGGCCCGACUACCACGAGGCCCUUGAGGCUGACCUUGUCUGGCCCUUCGGCGAGCUUCGUGGCAUUGACCGCGACGACAUCCGGGAAACUGCAUACGAGAUAUUCUUCACUGCGUGUCGGUCAUCCCCGGGAUUCGGGGGUCGUAAUGCGCUCACGUUCUACUCCUCAAAUAACCAAGAGUGCAACGGGGACGGGUCCGGGGGCCAGAAGCCGUAUGGGGUGGUGAUGAGCCCGACGAGCCGGGUGAAGCGGGCACUCGGGUUGAAGAUGCUAAAACGGUCACCGUCGAAGAGGAUGGUAUCGGGUGUGGGGGGAGGUGGCACCUCUGCUGGGACGAACCCUCCGUCACCUAUAGCGCACGGGAGCAGCUCCUUGUCGUUCACGGUGCCACAGCCGUUGAGGCCGAGACGGCCAAUGACAUCAGCGGAGAUCAUGAGGCAGCAGAUGCGGGUGACGGAGCAGAGCGAUACCCGGCUUCGGAAGACGCUAAUGCGGACCCUCGUUGGCCACAUGGGUAGACGUGCAGAGACAAUAAUUCUCCCAAUAGAGCUCCUUCGUCAUCUAAAGCCACCCGAAUUCAAUGAUUUCCAUGAGUACCAUCUCUGGCAAAACCGGCAGCUUAAAAUCCUCGAGGCAGGGCUUCUCCUCCACCCUUCAAUCCCUCUAGAAAAGUCAAACACCUCUGCCAUGCGUCUAAGGGAGAUUAUCAGAGCUGCAGAGACGACACCAAUAGACAUCGGGAAGAAUUCCGACACCAUGAGAACACUUGCCAAUGCCGUGGCUUCGUUAUCAUGGCGAAGUCCAAAUGGAACUCCCACAGAUGUUUGCCACUGGGCUGAUGGAUUCCCUCUCAACAUCCACAUCUACAUUGCUCUUCUUCAAUCAAUCUUUGACCUCAAGGAUGAGACACUAGUCCUUGACGAGGUUGAUGAGCUUCUAGAGCUAAUGAAGAAGACGUGGUCAACAUUGGGAAUCACUAGACCUCUGCACAAUGUGUGUUUUACUUGGGUGCUAUUUCAACAGUAUGUUUUGACUGCACAGAUAGAACCAGACCUUCUUUGUGCUUCCCAGGCUAUGCUGUACUUAGAAGUAGCAAAUGAUGUCAAGAGACCAAACCGAGAGUCCGCAUAUGUCAAGAUCCUAUCCUCAGUAUUGACUUCGAUGCAAGGGUGGGCAGAGAAGAGAUUGCUUAAUUACCAUGACUAUUUCCAGCGGGGAAAUGUUGGCCAAGUUGAAAACCUUCUUCCUUUGGUGUUAUCGGCCUCAAGGAUUUUAGGGGAAGAUGUUACAAUCACGGAAGGGGCAGGACGAGAGGAAGGAGAGAUAACUUUGGUGGAUUCGUCUGGGGAUCGUCUUGGCCACUAUAUUCGGUCAUCCUUGAAAAGUGCAUUCGCCAAGAUAAUCAAAACUGGGAACAUAAAAAAUAUGAAACAAGAAGCAAGCGAGGCUCUAUUUCAAUUAGCCGAGGAAACUGAAGAUUUAGCAUUGAAGGAGAGGGAAAUCUUCAGUCCAGUACUUAAGAAAUGGCACCCAACUUCAGCUGCAGUUGCGGCCGUGACGUUGCAUAAUUGCUAUGGUGCUGUGUUGAAACAAUAUUUAGGCGGGGUGUUCGAGCUCACAACUGAGACAGUCAGGGUAUUUCAGAGGACGAGAAAACUGGAAAAGCUAUUGGUCCAAAUGGUUGUUGAAGACUCAGCUGACUGUGAUGAUGGGGGCAAAGCAAUAGUACGAGAGAUGGAUCCAUAUGAAGUUGAUUCAAUCAUAUUGAACCUCUUGAAAAGAUGGAUCAACGAGAGGUUGCAGAAAGGGAAAGAGUAUCUCCAACGAGCAAAAGAAUCCGAAACGUGGAAUCCGAAGUCCAAGUCAGAGCCGUAUGCGCAAUCAGCUGUCGAGUUAAUGAUGUUAGCCAAGGAAACUGUAAAUGACUUCUUUGAAAUCCCAAUAGAAAUUACGCAAGAUUUAGUCUUUGAUCUUGCAGAUGGUUUGGAGAAUCAGUUCGAGGAAUAUGCUACAUUUGUUGCAUCAUGUGGUUCAAAACAGAGCUAUAUCCCCACACUUCCUACCCUGACUAGAUGCAAUCGAGGCUCAAAGUUCCUUCAGUUGUGGAAGAAAGCUAGCCCAUGCAGUGCUGGUGUCGAGGAGUUGCACCAAAAUGGAGAAAAUGAAGGUCACCGUACUCAAUCAUCAACAAGCCGAGGAACACAACGCCUCUACAUCCGCCUUAACACCCUGCAUUAUCUUCUUUCCCACCUUCAUUCCCUUGACAAAACCAUCUCCCUCUCCUCGCGAACGGUUCCUUCAACUCGAAAACGUUUCACCAAUGGCCGAAGGUCCAAUAACAAUUCCUCUUCAUACUUUGAUCUUGCAACCAAAUCCAUCCAAGCAUAUUGCCAACGUAUCUCAGAAGUAGCUGCUUACCGCCUCGUCUUCCACGAUUCAAACUCUAUAUUCUAUGAUAGUCUCUAUGUCGAAGAUGUGGCCAAUGCACGGAUUCAACCAACAUUGGGCAUUCUCGAGCAGAAUCUCACUCUUAUGACUACAAUUCUCACAGACCGAGCCCAAGCCCUGGCAAUAAAAGAAGUCAUGAAGGCCUCGUUCGAGGCAUAUCUUAUGGUCUUGCUUGCUGGAGGAAGCUCUCGGGUUUUCUUUCAUUCUGAUCACGAGAUAAUAGAGGAGGAUUUCAAGGCGCUGAAGCAGGUUUUCUGCGCUUGCGGAGAAGGAUUGAUAGCAGAGGAAGUGGUGGAGAGGGAGGCCGAGAUUGCGGAAGGGGUAAUAGCAUUGAUGGGUCUGUGCACAGAACAACUGAUUGAAGAUUUUAGCAUUGUGACUUGUGAAACCAGUGGGAUUGGAAUUUUGGGUUCAGGGCAAAAUUUACCGAUGCCUCCAACAACUGGAAGGUGGAAUAGAGCGGAUCCAAACACAAUACUCAGGGUGUUAUGCCAUAGGAGUGAUGCAGUAGCAAAUAAGUUCUUGAAGAGGACAUUCCAAUUAGCUAAAAGGAGAUGAAGACAUUUGUUUUCGCGUAUAUUUGUAGCAGAGAGAUUGGAUUUGUGAUCUGAUUCAAAUGCUGGCUUCCAGCCGUUACUGUGAAAAUACACAAAUCAAGCAAAUGUUUGGGGUUCAUAAUUAGGUGGAAAAAACUUCCUGAACUUUGAAUGCAAAAAUUAAGAAACUUGCUGUGGGUCGAGAGAGAGGGCAUUAAUGUACUAUUUUUUGGCAGUGGCCUUUGUGUU
This is a messenger RNA of Juglans regia (Persian walnut), 3428 nucleotides long. Its product is annotated as protein unc-13 homolog. The record is from RefSeq and is a predicted model, not a curated record. NCBI's taxonomy places the organism in Eukaryota, Viridiplantae, Streptophyta, Magnoliopsida, Fagales, Juglandaceae. The transcript has 5 exons. Bases 145 to 3201 code for a protein of 1018 amino acids.